This is a messenger RNA of Orbicella faveolata, 1269 nucleotides long. RefSeq names its product carbohydrate sulfotransferase 5-like. Gene Ontology annotation, biological process: sulfur compound metabolic process; N-acetylglucosamine metabolic process. NCBI's taxonomy places the organism in Eukaryota, Metazoa, Cnidaria, Anthozoa, Scleractinia, Merulinidae. Gene Ontology annotation, molecular function: N-acetylglucosamine 6-O-sulfotransferase activity. The record is from RefSeq and is a predicted model, not a curated record.
UAUUUCAAAUUAAUUGAACAUUUUCAGGAUUGAUAGAAUCAUCUGUUAUAUCUCUCCUGCAGGCUGCCACUAGCACUCCAGACGACGAGUCAACAAGCUAGGAGAGAUACAUGGCGCAUCUGCUUCGUUUCCAAGAUAUCUUUCAUGUCCUGUUCAAUGGGUUUAGUAUUCUUCUCUUUAACUUUCAUGUACACCAUCAAGAGCCCACUACGGAGUGGAAUUUAUCAUGCUUUUACAAACAAAACAAUUUUCCAGGCCAUUUCCCCUGAAUUAAAACUCCAAAACACUUCAAAGAAGAACGAACAAUCAUUACAGCAUCCCAAGAGAGUGAAUAUCAUUUUGAUGUCUUUUCCACGAUCGGGAUCUUCAUUUCUGGGCGCAAUUUUCCACCAGCACCCAGGAGUUUUCUACCUUUUUGAGCCAUUAGGUCCUUUGCAAAACAGUUUAACCAAAGCUGCAGGUUUCGAGUUUGAGCAUUCAUCGCCAUCUCAUCAAAAGAAGGCAUUUGAAUUUUUCAGACAUGAUGAACUGCAAGUUUCAGUUGACAGUGGCCUCUUUAUCCGUCACCUUGUCCCGAAAGUUCGUAAACGUACCCUUGCCCUAAACUCUCCUCCAUUUUGUGUCAAAAAUGGAAAAUCUACCGUGUGUCACAAGUUAACACCACAACAACUUGAAACCGUAUGUAAUAAUAAUUACAGUGUGUUUGCUGCGAAAAUAUUCACACCUAGAAUAUCAAUUUCUCAUAAUGACUGGAACAAAAAUGUUUUGCAAAGUUGUUCUUCCAACGGUGCGAGUGAAUGUAAAAUAAUUCAUUUGGUCAGAGAUCCAAGAGCAGUUGUUGAGUCCUUGAAGUCUCUGAAUUUUUUCAGGCAACCAAAUGAGCCUAAACGUGAAUUAUCAUGGUAUGUGGAGAGAAUUUACCAUCAAAAGGAGUUUGAUUUAAAGAUUGGGAAGUUGAUUAGGACAUUUCUACCUGAUGGGUACAACUUAAUCCGGUUUGAAGCUGUUGCUCUGAAUCCAUUGCCAGUGGUGAGUGAUCUGUACAACUUUACAGGAAUUGAAAUGUUAGAUACCAUCAAGAAAUGGCUGCAAGAGGCAACAACAUCACGAAAUGGUCGCAGAGGAGGUCCCUACAGCACCAGUCGUGACUCAAAGAAAGUUGUUUCUAAUUGGAGAACAAGAAUGAGCUCGUCAAAUGUACAGAUUGUUGAAAAUUACUGUAGAAGAUUGAUGAGACAAUUGAAUUACACAUUAAACAGCACACCAUAG